Messenger RNA from Ciona intestinalis (vase tunicate), 1383 nucleotides. The record is from RefSeq and is a predicted model, not a curated record. NCBI's taxonomy places the organism in Eukaryota, Metazoa, Chordata, Ascidiacea, Phlebobranchia, Cionidae.
GACGAAAAAAUAGAAUAAAAAGGUGUAUCAUUUUACCCCAUCCUACUUCAUAUAACCAUAUAUGGGCUAUAAUUGCGUCGAGGUGAAAUAAACAAAAGCAUAAUCAAUUGUUUUUUGUAGAUAAUUGCAGUAUAAGUAUGACGCCCACGAGAAUAUUUUCUUUGUUGGUUUGUGUUGUUUUAAUAGCAAGAAGUAAUUCAAAGCCGAUUGAAACAUCACAAUUGGAAGAUAAUGUAUCAAAACAAGACGACUAUUCAAGCGCAAUCGACACAAGAAGUCAUUUAUUCGACCGGCAUUUUCCUGUCCAUUCUUCUGAGAUUUUGAGAGGUCCGGAAGACGACGACGACAACAACAACAACGGUAAUUUAGCCACCCCUUACUUGAGAGCAUUUACACAUGGAGCACACGAUGAUCCAGAACCGUCCCUUGAAUACGAAGAUUUACUAAAAGCAAUUAAUCUCUUGCAAAACGAAAAUACAGCAGAUACAGACACCACAAAAAGAGAAUUGGUUGUGAGAGACCCAUACUUCGUCAAGAAGAAUAACCAAGAAUCUUAUUUCGUUAAAAAAGAUGAUGAACCACGAUCGUAUUUCGUAAAGAAAGAUGCCGCCCGCCCCAAUUACUAUUUUCUUAAAAAGGCCUUUCCCUCUAAAUUGUUUAAUUCUUUCGGUUCUUCUCGUGCUUGUCCGUGCAUGAAAAAACGUGACAACUCGGACGAACAAAAUCCCCCCUUUGGUAGUUUAAUCAAAAGCCUUUCAGCCAAUAAUCCCGAAGCUGGUUUGCCGUCUUAUCUGCCAAAGAAAACUGCUGGCGCAUUUUGGUCAAUAGAUACGCCAGCCUGGAUCGCCUCACAAAAUCGACACAUGCAAAAAUCGCCACAAGCAAUGAAAAUGCUAGAAUUCAACAGGCAAUGUCUGAACCUAUGUGGCAAAUAGUGGCACUGUGUAUCCAAAAAUUAGCUGUGCGCAUUAAUAUUCUAUACCAAAUCAAUUUGUUUUCAAGUUGUCCGCUGUUGCAUGUGCUUACAAUUGCUCUAGAAGUAGAUUAUGCUGCCGCAUUUGAUUGGUGUCGUGCUGAAACAGUGAACAAAUUUUGAAAUCAAUAUAUAUUUAUUCACUUACCUAACUAAAGAUAAUUAUAUGAAUAAACAUUUAUGUCGUGAUUGCAACCAUAAUUUAAAUAAAAUAAAGCAAAUGCUGUUCUGUAAAAGAGUUUUGGAGUCAGUACAAAAGUCUUCAGAAACAGAAUUCUGGGGAAGAAUUAUAUUACAAAUGGAAAUAGGACAUCUAUGGUCCAAGCAAAAAGGCAUGAGUUUCUAAAAAUUUUGUCACGAAAUGUUUGGAAAAGUUUUGCAGUAUUUUAUGAAGAAAGUUUUAAUAUAAA